Molecule: messenger RNA, 1943 nt
Organism: Sphaeramia orbicularis (orbiculate cardinalfish)
Lineage: Eukaryota; Metazoa; Chordata; Actinopteri; Kurtiformes; Apogonidae
Gene: c4h19orf44
Product: chromosome 4 C19orf44 homolog
Exons: 9
Coding region: 300-1943 (547 amino acids)
Source: RefSeq, a predicted model, not a curated record
ACCAACCUGACUGAUGAUGAAAUAUAGGAGAUUAAAGCAGGAUUCAGCAGGAACGAUAGAUUCAUGAUGGGUCUGGAGUUAGCAAGCUAACGUUAGCAACAUUAGCUAACGUUAGCAACAUUAGCUAACGUUAGCAACAUUAGCGUCAAGGAAUAGAACCAUCAUAUGUUCAUUUCCAGCUAAAACACUGAUACUAGUGUUAAACCAAGGUGCAGGUUUUGGUGACAGAGAACAAGGGAAUUCGGAGGUUUCUGAAGUUACACCGAGGGUCAAGUGUCAGAAUUAGCAUCAGUUUAGAGAUGUGGAAGCGAGGAGGACGAAGCACAGCUCUGGAACGAGCCGAAGCUCUGCUGUUGACCAGGAAAAGACCAACAAACACAGACAGUGUAGUGAAGGGCACAUCUGUUCCCCCAAAGGCUCUAACCUCAGACCUGAAUGACCCUUCAGUCACUUCUGAUUCUGAGGGAGCUGUGGGCGUCCUGGGAUCUACUGGCACUGAGAAAUCUAUGGAAGGAGGACGGAGUAGGUUUCUGAAGAAAGCUCCAACAUCUGCAACGCUCAGCAAAAGCCCAGUUCAGCACAGGCCGGAACCCAGGUACAGACCAGAAUCCAGGUUCAGACCAGAACCCGGAUAUCUGGCGUCUUCUCACCAUAGUUCCCAGAGUUCUGCCUUAAGUCCGCUUGCACAAACCGAGAACCGCAGCUCUAGAAGUAAGCGAAGCAGGCAUGACCUGGGCGUGUCAGCAGCAGGAGCCCAGUCAGCUGAGGCUGCCACGGUUCUGUCAGCCCGGUUCAGCCCUGACCACAGUCUGGACAAGAGACCAUUCCUCAAGAACACAACAGCUAGAUCUGCUGUGACCGCGGGUCCAAAAAGAAACCAGUCUGGUGCCAUGCCCCCAUCUGAUGACGCUUCAGUGCCUGUGGUUGGAGUGACACCGUCAGCAAGAGGAGUGAGUGGAGUGAGUGUGGACAGUGAUGAGGAGGACAUGAAGAGACUGUUGGAGGAGUCUGAAGGUUCAACACACCACACCAGAAGACCAGGAACAGCUGCUUCUACGAGAGCCACAGACAAGACGUCAAACAGACAGAGUCAUAAAGUCAUCGGGUCUUCUGUGGCGUCUGCCCGGCGCCCUUCGCCCUCUGACCCGUCCCCUCCUCGCCAUAGGUCUCCUCUUGGAUGGACCGGUGCAGCUCUGAACCCCCCCAGCCCUGCUGUUCUCUCUCCGUCCCCCCGUCGUUCUUCUGCGCCCCCUUCACCUCCAGACAGCCCAGUGUCCACCUACAGGAAGGCCCGCCCCAGUCGUCCACAGCGCUCACCAUCCUCUACCUCCAGCCUGCGGGGGGCGCUGUCUGUGGAGGAACUCUUUCCUGUGGACCGUCAUUCAAACGACUCUGGCAGUGAAAUGAGCUCAGCCUCUUCUGAAGACUUUAAGAUUAAUGUGAUGGGAUUAGACGACCUUGUGCCUGGAUUUACUGAGGAAACAGGAGAAAAGAAGCUCUGCGGUUCUCCUGAUGUUGGACCCUCAGAUGGACUGAAGGAGGAGGAGGUGCUGGACUACCACAGUGACUUUGACCCUGUGACCUGGACUGAAUCCAGUACCAGUCAGAUCUCAGAGCACAUACUGGGAGAGGGUGAGGAGGAGGAGCCGGGGUCAGAGGUCAGAGAGGACACUGCAGGGUCACGUUUGUCCUGCCAGAAGACAGAAGAUCAUGGUACAAGUUCAGUGUCGGACACCAGUCCGAACUGCUCGUUAACGACUUCGGAUCGCAGCCAGGAUACAAAAGCAUCCGGCGGCGUGCGACGGCGUGGAUUCACUGAACCACAUGAUAGUAAGACCUCAGUCCCCGGUCCCAGAGGGCUCCACUGGGUUCCAUCUGUUGGUCUGACACGUACCAGCCACAGAACAUUCACAUCAUCUGUCACAGAGUGUCAGUGGAGAUAA